UUCCUAGUACAACUGUACACACUAAUGACUACACUGCUCUCUCUAACUAAAAAGUUUAUUGCAUUCAACCUCCGCCACCACCAUCCUUGUUUUUCUCUCUGCUCAGUUUUGUUUCUUUUUUUCUGUAUAACUCAGACAUGAGAAUCUAAGAUACAACAAUAGUAUUCAUUUCAUAGUCGAGAAAAAGAUUUCAUAUUAUAAAGGGGGAGCGUUGGCUUUAGCAUGCAACUUGGGUGGGAGGGAGCGUCAAAGAAAGAGAGCCACAGCAAUAGAAUAAACACUCACACGGAGACAAGAAGAAGAUCAUGCAAGAUAUCAAGAAGCAGCAGGAUAAGCAGAAGAAGCAAAUGGUCAAUGAAGAAUCUAAGAAGAAGGAGCGUCACAUUGUGACGUGGAGUCAAGAGGAAGAUGACAUACUGAGGGAGCAGAUAGGUGUACAUGGAACUGAGAAUUGGGCAAUUAUUGCUUCUAAGUUCAAGGACAAAACAACAAGACAGUGCAGAAGAAGAUGGUACACUUAUUUGAAUUCUGAUUUCAAGAAAGGAGGAUGGUCACCAGAGGAAGACAAGCUUUUAUGUGAGGCUCAAAAAAUAUUUGGUAACAGGUGGACAGAAAUAGCAAAGGUGGUUUCAGGCAGAACGGAUAAUGCUGUGAAAAACCGUUUCUCCACACUGUGCAAAAAGAGAGCAAAAUAUGAAGCAUUAGCAAACGAGAACAACACUUCAUACAUCAAUUCAAAUAACAAAAGGAUUUUUCUCCAGCAUGGGUGUGAUACAGAUGUGGCAUCAGAAUCUGCUAUUAAGAAAAUGAGGAGGUCCCAUAUCUCUGAUGCCACUGAGAAGAUCAACUUUGGAGACAGAUCGCAUAAACAAAAUGGGAUUCUAUUAAAUCAGCAGUCAAGAGCACCAUUUGCAGUUUUAGCUCAAAACUCUCACAAUGUCAACUUGCCAGACCAGCAUCGUGUCUGCAAUUUGAAGUUUAGCGAUUAUGCUCAAAACAACAAGAUUCAAGGAACAUUCCUUAAAAAGGAUGACCCAAGGAUAAACACAUUGAUGCAACAAGCAGAGUUAUUAAGUUCACUAGCUCUAAAAGUUGAUGCAGAGAACAUGGAUCAAAGUCUUGAAAAUGCAUGGAAGGUUCUUCAAGAAUUUCUGAACCGAACCAAAGAGUUAGACAUUCCUAGAUAUAAGAUUCCAGAUUUACAACUUGUAGAUCUUAAAGAUUUAUUGGCGGACUUAAAGAGCAGUAGUGAGGAAAUCCAGCCAUGCUGGAGGCCAGUGGAACUAUAUGAAGACUCUCCAGGCAGUUCUGAAUACAGUACAGGAUCAACUCUCAUGCCUCAUUCAGCUGGUGAGGAUUUGGAACAUUCACUGCAUCAGGACAUUGGAACCGAACUGAAUAUACAAAUUGGAGAUCCAGAAGGGGUUAGGGGAUGUGACCAAGGGAUUCUUUCUAGUGCAACUCUGAAUCAAGAUUUAUUCUCAUCUUCUGAGGAACAGAUAAACAAUGAUGGCAUUGUUUCGGCCUUGUCACGUUCAGAGUUCAGUUCACCUCUUCAAGUUACCCCUCUGUUUAGAUCCUUAGCUGCUGGAAUUCCUAGCCCACAAUUUUCAGAAAGUGAAAGGAGCUUCCUUAUGAAAACACUUGGAAUGGAGUCUCCGUCGCUCAAUCCAAGUGCCAACCCCUCACAACCGCCACUCUGCAAAAGAGCCCUCCUAAUCUGAAUCUCUAAUUCAUCUGAAAUAUAAAACAUUUACAAGUCCUUUCCCCUUUCUGAACCCUUUCUCCCCACCCAUGGCAAUAUGGCCUGUUAGUUCUUCUCUGCCUGGUUUGAGAAAGAUUGCAAUUUUGUUCAGCCCAAAAUUUUGAAAGCCAUACCCUCCUCCAGAAUGUAACGGUACAUUCUGAGGAUCAUCAACACAUCUAACAGUGUCCUUUUCUUGCCCUCCUCCUCAAAGGGUUACCUUUCUUGAUACCUGCACCGAAAAAAUAGCGUGCUUACUGCUUAGUGUGUCAUUCUUUGGUUUGUUUUGAUAUCAUUCUGGGUUUGUUUUUUCUCCAAUCCAGCUUUUGAUCUUGGUUUGCCUUUUUGUACAGAGUUUGCAGUGUGGUACUAGUAGUCCUGAGUGCAUGUAUACACCGGCAACUCGCCAUCCUACUACAUAUAAUGAACAGAGACAUAGAUAGAAGAGAGAAAGAAAAAAAAAUAGAGUAAAAAGAUUAACCAGUUGCAAAUUGGAUUCCUCUUUGUUGUUUUUGGGUGUGCAUAGAUCAUAGAAUAAACAUUUUUUAUUCCUUUUGUGAUUCUGAUGUACUGAAACAUAGUUAUAAUUGGAGUGGAAAUGCAUUUUGGCUUGGGUGUGCA
Messenger RNA from Glycine soja, 2365 nucleotides. Its product is annotated as transcription factor MYB88-like. The transcript has 13 exons. Lineage: Eukaryota; Viridiplantae; Streptophyta; Magnoliopsida; Fabales; Fabaceae. Gene Ontology annotation, molecular function: DNA-binding transcription factor activity, RNA polymerase II-specific; RNA polymerase II cis-regulatory region sequence-specific DNA binding. The record is from RefSeq and is a predicted model, not a curated record. Bases 306 to 1724 code for a protein of 472 amino acids. Gene Ontology annotation, cellular component: nucleus. Gene Ontology annotation, biological process: regulation of DNA-templated transcription.